UGGUAUUCUCUUUUUUUUCCAUAUUUUAGACUCUUUACAAAUGUUAUUUGAACUUCCAAAAGAUUUCACCGAGACGUUGGCCAACAAAUACGAGUCAGCAGUCGCUGAUAACUCAGUUGUAUUUUCUGACAAAGUCACCAAUGAGUUAGUCAACAAUACUAUUGGUGAGGGCGAAACCUCAACAAAGGUUGAUUUCCAACUUACCAUUCUCCAAUCCUUGCAGCAUCGGCCCACAGGAACCGUGGAUAAGAACCCAUUCGAAAAUCCAGAACCUGAAUUAACUGUGGUGGAAAAGUACGGACCUGAUGAUGAAUUCCGAAUUGUAUUCAACAAAUUCCCAGUCGUACCGCGUCACUUUAUGAUCGUCACCCGUGAGUUCAAGUCUCAAAAUACCCCAUUAUCGUUGAAUGAGUUGGUUGGCGCAUACACCCUCUUGGCACGUCUUCGUAAGGAUGAUUCCGACCAUGACUGGAUGGCCUUCUACAACUGUGGACCGGAGAGUGGUGCCUCGCAACCUCACAAGCAUAUUCAAUUCAUGACCAUUCCAGACCUGUUUGCACCAUUUGCCAGCCAAUUGGCUGACACCACUGAAGCUUUUCUUCCCAACGAUAAGGAGGAACCUUUGGUGAAUGCAGAUAUCCCAUUCGCCCACUUUGUGGCCCGUCUUCCAGACAGUUCCGAAGACCUUCUUCUGGACCCUGAAGAUUUGACCAUGUACUUUGUGUCGCUUCUUCAAAGGGUUCUUACUGUGCUUAAAGAGAAUGAAGCUUCUCACGUUUCCUACAACUUCAUCAUGACCACCAAAUACAUGAUGUUGGUGCCACGUUCGCAUGCCAAGUACGAGGAUCUCGGGAUCAACAGUUGCGGCUAUGCUGGGCUCAUAUUGUGCAAGAACGAAGAAUUGCACUCACUUGUUACUAAGGUUAGUCCGGUAGCUAUCCUCGAUGCAUGUGGCUUCCCUAACACCAAAAAGGACCACAGUGAUGAAUAUAAAUAUUAGAGAAUAUAUAGUGAUUAAGAUUACUCAUUACAC
Messenger RNA from [Candida] anglica, 1033 nucleotides. The record is from the annotation of a GenBank genome assembly. Lineage: Eukaryota; Fungi; Ascomycota; Pichiomycetes; Serinales; Debaryomycetaceae.